AUUGUACUUGAUGCUUUAUUCAAAGCCAUCCCACACUUUGGAGACCUGAAUAUGGCAGCUAUAUGAUUGAAGGGACACCAGGACAACCGUAUGGGGGAACUAUGGCUGAUUUUAACACUGUGGAAGCAAACAUGAAAUUACGUCGACAAGAAGUAUUUUCACUUUUGAAAGAUAAUGAGACCAUAUGCAGCAUCACAGCUUUCCCCAGGUUGGGAUGUCCGGGGUUCACACAACCUGAAUACGAUCCAAAGCCACUUGAAUGGGGAGCAUCCAAAUCAUUGUUCUUUCCUGAUGAAGGAAUUAAUAAACAUCCAAGAUUCAGCACUUUGACUAGGAAUAUCCGUCACAGGCGAGGAGAGAAAAUAGCUAUUAAUGUACCAAUCUAUAAAGAUAAAAAUACUCCUUCUCCAUUCAUUGAAAAAUUUAUUAAUGAUGAUGGAGAGGCAGCAAGAGAAGCAAAGACAGACCAUAUCUAUAUGGAUGCUAUGGGUUUCGGCAUGGGCAAUUGCUGUCUUCAGGUAACAUUUCAGGCAUGCAGCAUCUCCGAAGCCAGGUAUCUCUAUGACCAGCUCGCGACAAUUUGCCCUAUUGUGAUGGCCUUGAGUGCUGCCUCGCCAAUUUAUAGAGGUUAUGUGUCUGACAUUGACUGUCGUUGGGGAAUAAUUUCUGCCUCUGUCGACGACCGGACGCGAGAAGAAAGAGGUUUAGAGCCUUGUAAGUACAGUAAGUACAGAAUCAGCAAAUCAAGAUACGACUCCAUUGAUAGUUACCUCUCAAAAUGUGGUGAGAAAUACAAUGACAUAGAAGUAACAAUUGAUGAAGAAAUCUACCAUCAGCUUCGAGAUGGAGGUAUUGAUCAUCUCCUGGCACAGCAUCUAGCUCAUCUUUUUAUUCGGGAUCCUUUGACACUGUAUGCAGAAAAGAUACACUUGGAUGAUGCAAAUGAGUCUGACCACUUUGAGAAUAUACAGUCCACUAAUUGGCAAACUAUGAGAUUCAAACCACCUCCACCAAACUCUGAAAUUGGAUGGAGAGUUGAAUUUCGACCUAUGGAAGUGCAGUUAACAGAUUUUGAGAAUUCUGCAUACGUGGUCUUUGUGGUAUUACUGACGAGAGUGAUUCUUUCAUACAAACUGGAUUUCCUCAUUCCACUCUCAAAGGUGGAUGAAAAUUUGAAAGUGGCUCAGAAGCGUGAUGCUGUACUCCAAGGAUUGUUCUACUUCAGAAAAGAAAUCCAUAAAACUGGAAACCCAGUUGUCGAUGGCUGUAGCAGUUCACACAAUGGGAUUGAUUCAGAUACAGAAGAUUACACAUUAAUGACCAUAGAUACAAUCAUUAAUGGAAAGGAAGGUGUUUUUCCAGGUUUAAUCCCAAUUAUAAACUGUUAUCUCGAAAACAUGGAAGUAGAUGUGGAAACAAGAUGCAGCAUUUUGAACUACCUUAAGCUGAUCAGAAAGCGAGCUUCGGGAGCGCUGAUGACUGCAGCGUGUUGGUUGAGGAAGUUUGUUGCUAAUCACCCUAACUACAAGCAAGAUAGUGUUGUAAAUGAAAAAAUCAACUUUGACCUGAUUACGAAAUGUGACCAAAUUGCAAAAGAGAUAUGUAACUGCCCAGAACUGAUUGGAGAACCUGUCAGCAAGGCCAAACAUUCAGAAGGCAUGACUGGCGCUGUUUAAUAUCAUGUAAUUAUAGUUAUAAUACUCUCUGUUGUGAACUGAACAACUUUGCAUGGUGCAGAGACCAAACAUGCACAAACUAAUGAACAGGGCCAACCAUGUAAAUUAAAUCUAUUUUGUUGAUUAAUUAAAAUCAAUGCCGGCCUGUGCAUUGAAGUUGUUGGGUGACGUGUAAGCUACCUGUACAUAUAAUAUAAGGUUUUUAAAAUUAACAAUGUAUUUUUAAUAACUCUGUAUGUAAACUUGGUUGUUGCACAAAUUCUGCUGUAGAUACAAAUGGAGAUCUGUACUUUGUAUAUAAUUUUCUUACCAAAAAUUCCAUUGCUAUUUGUUCAUUAGCUUUGUAAAUGUACUGAGUUAAAUUGUUUUGGAUCAUGUAAGAAUAAAUGAUGAACUCGGUAGAUGUUAUAUUGAAUGUUUUGUUGACUGACUAAAAUGAAUACAUUAAUUUAGUGUUUGUGUUCACGUUGUGUGUGCAACAUUACAUGAAAAUGCAUUGUGCUAUUCAAGAAUAUUUACAGUGUGUAAGGAUUUGGGCGUAAAAAAAUAGAUGAAGGGGAGUGUGCUUGAUUGCAUUGUUUUAAUUGAGGUAAUUUAGUAAAUGUUUGGUUUUCAUGGUGAGAAUGAAAUUGAUCAAGGAGAUGAAAUUGUAAGUGUAAUUUUAAUAAAUAGAUGUAUUCUGGAAAAUUAGACAUUGGACUGAAUACUGUACCGAGUUGCACUAAUAUUCACUAGAAGUUUCAGAUUUUUCUUGGUGUUAAUAAAAAAGAUCACUCCUUGUUUGAGAA
This is a messenger RNA of Callorhinchus milii (elephant shark), 2464 nucleotides long. RefSeq names its product glutamate-cysteine ligase, catalytic subunit (gene gclc). NCBI's taxonomy places the organism in Eukaryota, Metazoa, Chordata, Chondrichthyes, Chimaeriformes, Callorhinchidae. The record is from RefSeq and is a predicted model, not a curated record. Gene Ontology annotation, molecular function: glutamate-cysteine ligase activity. Gene Ontology annotation, biological process: glutathione biosynthetic process. The coding region runs from base 63 to 1676 and encodes 537 amino acids. Gene Ontology annotation, cellular component: glutamate-cysteine ligase complex. The transcript has 14 exons.